This is a messenger RNA of Hevea brasiliensis (rubber tree), 2605 nucleotides long. RefSeq lists its product as uncharacterized. The transcript is spliced from 4 exons. Lineage: Eukaryota; Viridiplantae; Streptophyta; Magnoliopsida; Malpighiales; Euphorbiaceae. The record is from RefSeq and is a predicted model, not a curated record. Bases 280 to 2304 code for a protein of 674 amino acids.
AGUCUGUACCGAUCAAAGUCACAAGCUGAGACUAGCAGUAGAUGAGUGGUAGUGCAAGAAAAGGAAAAGCUCUCAAAUCUCUUUUAUAGGGUUCUUUUCCUCUUCAAAGUCUUUCUCUCCCAUUAUCAUUUCUCUGCCUUUCACAUUUCCCAAUUCAUCUCUCUCAAAACCACUCCCAUCCCAUCUUCACUCAGUUUCAAAUUCAAAUCCAAGGAGCCAUGAAGCUUAACAAUUGGUAAGAUCUAAAGUGGGAAGCUAGAGAGGUAAUAGAAUUUGAUAAUGCCAAGGCAAAGUCGGGCCGCCAUGGAAGAAUUGCUUCCAGGAAAAAUAAGGAAACGUGGGUGUUCCUCUUCGGCGUCUUCUUCGUCUUCGAUUAUUCAAAACUACAGAUUUAAGAGAGCAAUUUUGGUCGGGAAAAGGGGCGGAUCCAGUACGCCUGUGCCCACGUGGAAGCUGAUGGGAACGGCGAGGACCCCAUCGUCGGCAUUGCGUGCCGUGGACUCUCCCAAGUACGCUGCCUCACUAAACGGCGGUGUUGUCAAGGGGAAGCUGCAGCAGCAGGCGGCGCCAGUUUCCGCGAGAAAGUUGGCGGCGACGCUGUGGGAGAUGAAUGAGAUGCCAUCGCCGAAAAUGAAGGAGGUUGUGGCGUCGGAGGAGAGGAGGUUAAGAAAAGGGGCGAGAGCCAGAGAGAGGGCGAACAGGUCUGUGCAUUCGGGUUCUUUGCCUCCCCAUUUGUCUGAUCCAUCUCAUAGUCCCGUCUCCGAGAGGAUGGAUCGAUCUGGAACUGGCAGUCGCCAUAGAAGAGUGUCAUCAAUUUCUCAAAGGCUUAGGCUUACAGACCACUGUGUUGGGGCAUUUGAUUCUAUUAGCAAUGCCAGUUUAAUGGAGAUUGAUACUAGAUCUCGAGCCCAAACUCCUACCGGAUCUACUAUUGGAGCUAAGACUCAUCUGAAGGAUGUCAGUAAUGCUUUGACCACAUCUAAAGAAUUGCUUAAAAUUAUCAACCGUGUCUGGGGUAAUGAAGAUCGGCCUUCAUCAAGCAUGUCUCUUAUCUCAGCUCUCCAUGCUGAGCUUGAGAGGGCUCGCUUGCAGGUCAAUCAUGUUAUCCAAGAACAGCGUUCAGACCAGAAUGAUAUGAACUAUUUAAUGAAGUGCUUUGCUGAAGAAAAGGCAGCAUGGAAAAACAAGGAGCAGAAAGUGGUUGAAGCUGCUAUUGAGUCCAUUGCUGGAGAACUUGAGGUAGAGAAAAAGCUGAGAAGAAGGCUUGAAAGUUUGAACAAGAAGCUUGGGAAAGAACUAGCUGAGACAAAGUCUUCUCUGUUGAAGGCAGUGAAAGAACUUGAGAAUGAGAAGAGAGCAAGAGUUGUAAUGGAGCAAGUAUGUGAUGAAUUAGCGAGGGAUAUAGGUGAAGAUAAAGCUGAAGUUGAAGAACUGAAGAGAGAAUCAGCUAAACUUUGUGCAGAGGUUGAGAAGAAAAGGGAGAUGAUGCAGUUGGCUGAUGUAUUACGUGAGGAGAGAGUACAUAUGAAACUUUCAGAAGCUAAAUAUCAACUUGAGGAGAAGAAUGCAGCUGUAGACAAACUGAGGAAUCAACUUGAAGCUUUUAUAGGACCCAAAAGAGCCAAAGAAAAAGGUCGUGCUGCUUAUCAUGUGAAUGAAGAGAUUGCAGCUUAUUUGAAUAAAGCUCGUUCAUUGUCCCAUCAGAAUGAGGUAAAUGAGGAUGAUGGAGGAGAAGUAGAAGAUGGGGUAGAAUGUGAGGAUGACUCAGCUGACAGUGAUCUUCAUUCCAUAGAAUUGAAUAUGGACAACAAUAAUAAAAGCUACAAAUGGACAUAUCCUUCUGGAACUCCUUGUGAUUUGAGGAAGGCGGCAAUUGAUGAAGAAGAAAUCAAAGGGAGGAAGUCUACCUCGAGCAAAGCACCUAGGAGAAGUACUUCUCUGCAAAGAAGCGUAUCAGAUGGAGUUGAAUGGAGCACCCAAAAUGAGAGGCUCUCAAUUACAGGGGAUGGGAUGGACUGGGGGGGAUUAUCUGAACUUGAAAGACAUCUGCAAGGAAAAAGUUAUGCAGAUGAACUUGCAGAUGAAAUGCAUGGAUAUCAAACAGUGAAGGGUGUCAGGGACUAUUUGUUGUCUAGUUCUAGGAUAGAUUCUGCUAGAAGUUAUGGUAGUCCUACCCGCCAAGUAGGGCAGCGGCCUCUGCGAGAUCCCAACAAUGCAGCUCAAGAGAGACCCCCUACAGCUCCAGGGAAUGCUUCAAAAUCAAGACUAGGCGAGGGCAUUAAUGGAAGAAAAUCCAAGUGGUGAGUAAAGCAGGGAGUAAUCUUGAGGCAUCACUAGUUAGAGGCCUAAAGCAAGAAGAAUUAGGCAGCGAGAAGUAAUUUUUUGUCGAUUAAUCUACUUGCCAUUUUCGAGCCACUAAAGCUGCAGCAAUCGCUUCACACCAUGCAUUUAACUUUUGGCAAUUAGCUAGAUCGUUUGUGUUUACGGGUACUUGUAGAAAAAAAAACGUUUUGAUCAUCAUUGCCAAGUUUUCCUGUACAAAAGCUUCUGGUACAAAGGUUAACAUGCUAGAAGCAUUUAAAUUAUGCUUUGAUAUGUUGUCUUC